Molecule: messenger RNA, 3749 nt
Organism: Myripristis murdjan (pinecone soldierfish)
Lineage: Eukaryota; Metazoa; Chordata; Actinopteri; Holocentriformes; Holocentridae
Product: cerebellar degeneration-related protein 2
Exons: 6
Coding region: 251-1621 (456 amino acids)
Source: RefSeq, a predicted model, not a curated record
UUCCGGCCAGCUUGACAGGAAAGCGGCAGCGCAGUUUGAUCAGCAGGCGUGAGUCCAUUCAAAUCCGCUGCCGUCCGCUGCUCGGCUCACUCCGGCGCGUCUGGCACACGACGGAGAGCGGCGAGGGGGGGAGACGGAGACGGAGAAGGACGCCUGCUGCACCGACCUCCAGCUACAGACCCAUCUCUGCCAUGGGAAGAGACCGGCAGACUUAAUCACACCGACUGACGCCGUUUUCCCCUCACUGAAGAUGCUCACUGACAUGAUCGUGGAGGAGGAAUUUGAGAUGAAGCAGGAGGAGCCGUGGUACGACAAGCAGGACCUUGAGCAUGACCUGCAUCUGGCAGCCGAGCUGGGCAAAACCCUGCUGGAGCGCAACAGGGAGCUGGAGCAGGGCCUGCAGCAGAUGUACUCCACCAACCAGGAGCAGCUGCAGGAGAUCGAGCACCUGACCAAGCAGGUGGACCUCCUGAGGCAAGUGAACGACCAGCACGCCAAGGUGUACGAGCAGCUGGACGUGUCGGCCAGAGAGCUGGAGCAGAACAACCACAAGCUGGCUCUGGACAACAGGGCUGCCCAGCAGAAGAUCCAGGGGCUGACGGAGACUGUGGAGCUGCUGCAGACGCAGGUGGAGGAGUUGCAGCGUCAGGUGGAGGAGCUGAAGACCAGCCCCUCUCCUCCUGGGAAGCCUCCGCAGAGAGAGACGUGGCAGCCUCGCAGCGCGCAGAGCAUGUCCUGCCUGAAAGAGCUGCAGAACACGCUCAGGCAGUCUGAAGACGAGGCGGAUGAGGCGGACGCGUUCCCGGCGCCCUCUGAGCUGACAUGGCGUGAGGAGGAGCAGGCGUCGCUGCAGCGCUCGCUCCACGCCCUGCAGACCCAGUUCGCCAGCGAGCGAGCUCGGAGGGAGGCGGCGGAGCGAGAGGCCGACCUCCUGGCCCAAGAGAACGCAGCGCUGGAGCAGCAGCUGACCGGGAUGGAGGGCUGUCAGGCUAGAUUAGCUGAGCUGGAGAGUGAGGCGGAGGAGCUGCGUCAGCUCUGGAGAGCAGAGUCCUCCUCUCGAUCGGCGAGGCGGGACGACCCUCGCAGCCUGCUGCCCGACUCGUGUGUGUUCCUGCACACUGAGGAGGAGAGCGAGCCGGAGGUGCCGGCGGCCAAAAGCCUGAAGCGCUGUGAGAGCGAGAAGCUGAUGAUCGUGACGCAGAUGUCCAAUGUCCCCGACAGGCUCUACGACCACGAGCAUUCCUGCGUGCGCCGCGCCGAGGUGGUGAAGUACCGCGGGAUCUCGCUGCUGAACGAGGUCGACGCCCAGUACAGUGCCUUGCAGGUGAAGUACGAAGAGCUCCUGCGGCGCUGCCACCUGGCGGGGCAGGAAAAAGAGCAGGAGGCCCAGAGCCACAAGGCCGUCCAGACCGCCAUGGCAACCUCGCCCCCCUCCGCUUCCUCCAGGCCUCUGUCCCCCGACCCGGCCCAGAUGAUCCAGGACCUGGGAGAUGAGCUCCACCAGCCGGAGUACAAGGCACUUUUCAAGGAGAUUUUCACCUGCAUUCAGAAAACCAAAGAGGGCCUGAUUGAAAACAGGGGGACAUCCCCAGCUGGUGAAAUAGUGCCUCUUUUGCAUUAGUCACUUAAAAAGAAUAAUAAAAAAAAACUGCUGUUGGACAUUUGUAAAAACAUUAAAAGAGCAGAAAUUGUGCACCUAUGGAUCGACAGGCGCGUAGGAGAGGACCAUAGGUGGACGAAGACAAAACAGAAGACUUUUGAAGAGACUUCUCUGAAAUCAAAUUCACAGCAAGGAAGCAAGCUUGUUGUAGAUUACUGUAGACAUUUAAGCCAGUAAAGCGUCCCGGUUAGGAGCCUAGUGUACGUCGUCGGCCCAGGACUGGUGACCACGCCGUCCACAAGGGUUAGAGAGGAAGAGGAGUGAUGCAGGAACUAUGAGAAGGCCAACACCACCAGCUCAUAUGUCCAAUAUGGCUCUUUUUGCACAGCAACACCGGUGCCUAAUGCCGUCUUGACUGUACAAUCACUCUACCUCACUGCUCAAACCAUCGCAAACAAGCUCCUCGCGAAAUCACUUCUGGGAAAGAAGAAUAAUGCAUCAGUAAUUUAUAAGCUGCAUCCAUUAUUUAUUCCAAUGUUUACCUAUGAUAUAAUGUGAACUUAUAUACACCAUUUUUUUGGCAAUUAGAUGAAGUAGCCGACUUUCCUCGGUGAUUGUUUUUUCUGGACCUGUGAGAGCAACCAGUAGAUGAAUAAUCAUCAAAUCUCCAGCUGCAGCUAGAAUCGGUCUAAUUUAUAUAAUUUCACGGUAAAUCAGUUUAUAAUAUUAGAACCAAACCCUGGUGAUUUAUGGUGCUCAAAUAGUGAAUUUUCCGUAGUUGGAACACGUCUUCCUCAAGGUUGCUCAGUCAGUGUAUGAUCGGCUUAGUUGACUGUGACUGAAUGUUGUAGUAAAGGGACAUUCUGAAGUUUACCAAAAUACUAAUUCCCUAUGUAACUUGCUUAUCUAAACAUGUAGCCAUUAGCAGGUAACUUGUGAAGCCAUGUAUCCCCCCCCCCCCCACAUCCUCCUCAGUGCAUUGCUCUUGCUGCCCGUUGUAUGUGCGUAUCAUGUCAUGCUUGGGAACGUGUGCACAGUUCGUAGAUGACCCCUGUAAAAUCACAUUGAGAUGCACUUUAGAAUUGCACAGAGAUUAUCAGCGCUCUUCUGACACUUUAUAUUGCUAUCACGAGUAGUUUUAACUGUGACCGUGCUAUGAAUCAUAAUCUAGACCUAAAUAAUCUGCGAUGUGUAUGUGUUAUGAAGUGUUUUUACCUGUCCACAUGAUUUUGCUACAUGUUCAUUGCUAUUACAGUGAGUCAUAAAACUUAGCAAGCUGAGGCAGCAAAACAGUGUCUUUGUUCUGCUUAAUCUUUAAGACGGGUUGUAAGUUUUUUUUUUUCUUAUUAGGUCAGUAAAUGGGUGACUCUUGGACCGCACUAAUCACUGAUAACCCUUUGAGAAAUUAUGUAACGUUUAUCUCAUCUGACGUUAUAAAAAAAACGACUGACGGCAGCUGUCCAGAUGCAGCGCAUCAGCCGUGCUUAAAAAUAAAACCGACCAGAGAAUUGUUAACUUUUGAAAGAAGAGAAGAUGAAACUUCAGUGAUCGCUUUUAGGAUACAUGAGGGGAAAAAUAGAAUCUCAAGGAUAAAAAUAGAAUGUAAAUAAAGCUGGGGUAAUGCUCUGUAAACAAAUUUGACUUUACAUAUAAGUGGGAGGUAAGAGUUGAGAUUAUAGCAUUGUGUAGGUCAAAAAUGUAGCCCAAGUUAGAGAAAUUGUAAUUUAUUUGUUAUACUGAUUGUUCGAUGCAUAAUUUAUCAUUGCCUGAAGGAUCUUGCAGUUUGCAGUUGCUUUUCUCAGACUGGAUUCAUGUGGAGGCUAAAGAAAUCAGUUUUUUUUUUCUUUUGCAGAACAGAUGUGGAAUUUUCAUGGCUAUUUUAAUAGAAAAUUCCUGAUUUGCCAUGAAUUUGCCUACCUUUACAAAGUAAAUCUGUUUCAGUGAUAUCCCUCAUGCUCCCUAAUACCCACGUUAUUAAUAUCUGAUCCCAAAAACAGGUCUCCCUGAGAAAAAUCAGGUAUGUGCUAUAUCUGAUGAGAAAAAUCACAUUUUCUGGGUGCAUGUGUAUCUGGUUAAUGACACAGAGCUCCACUUACUGGCCUGGACUUUAUGGGUUGAAGAAAAAAAAUAAAACACACCAGAAAAGUUA